GUACCUGCAGGAAGUAGGAUACACAGACACCAUCCUGGACGUCCGCACUCAGAGGGUCCGCUCUCUGCUCGGCCUGUCAGGCUCUGAGCAGAACGGAUCUGUGGAGAACAAGAACCUGCAGCACCUCAUCAACGGGACAGAGCGCCGCAAGGACAGCAAGAGGAGUCCAGGAGAUGUUCUGGAGACGUUCAACUUCCUGGAGAACGCAGAGGACAGCGACGAAGAUGAGGACGAGGAGGGAGACCUGAUGGACGACAUCAGCACCGACAAACACCACCGAGCCAAGAAACACAAGACCAAGGUCGGGAACGAGGGACUGGCGUCGGAGGACGACGCCGACACGGAGGAGGCUCUGAAGGAGUUUGACUUCCUGGUGACGGCGGAGGACGGCGAGGGAGCGGGCGAGGCUCGGAGCUCCGGAGACGGGACAGAGUGGGGUGAGAGACACGGGACAAAAACAUACCUGACU
This is a messenger RNA of Plectropomus leopardus (leopard coralgrouper), 469 nucleotides long. NCBI's taxonomy places the organism in Eukaryota, Metazoa, Chordata, Actinopteri, Perciformes, Serranidae. The record is from RefSeq and is a predicted model, not a curated record.